This is a messenger RNA of Quercus robur (English oak), 777 nucleotides long. RefSeq lists its product as uncharacterized. The record is from RefSeq and is a predicted model, not a curated record. The transcript is spliced from 2 exons. NCBI's taxonomy places the organism in Eukaryota, Viridiplantae, Streptophyta, Magnoliopsida, Fagales, Fagaceae. Bases 5 to 706 code for a protein of 233 amino acids.
AAUCAUGGCCGUUGAUUUGAGCGUGAUCAACGGUCUUGAUCCUUCUGAAGACCAACAAAAGCAUUCCAACUUCCAAGUUCCCAACGCAAAAGAAAAUCCCACAAAUCUCUCUUCAGAAAAUCCCACAAAUCUCUCUUCAUCUUCAGACUCUCAGAGGUGCAGAACGGCUAACCCUCACCUCACCUCAAAUCAUAGCCAAAAAUUUCCACUUCCCCAAGCCAUGGCCGGUUACCCUCUCUCAGCCUCAAGAGACCCUCAACCCUCAUCUCUUUCUCUUUUAAAUAGAUCUGAUUUUUCUCUCUGUUCCACUUUUCUCUGCUCUCUAGUCUCAAGGGCUGAUUCAAAAUCCCUCUUUUAUUUUGGAACCCUUGACUUCAAUCCAACUCUCCAAGUCUCCAACGGACCAAACACCAAACCUUGCUGCCUUGCUGGUUCAUCUUCACACGUAUCCCGCGCUGAGCAGAGGAUCGGAGUGUUGUCGCUGGUCUGUCGCACCAAGGGCACCGUCCGCCGCCUCUCAGCCUUCAAGCACGACGACGGCGGUUUUGCUUUCCUCGUCAACAGGUCAUGGAACCCUCUACUGAUGCCCCCCCUUCCCAAACAACACCCGCUGCCCAAGCUGGACCUGCUGUCCAAGCUGAACCUGUUCCCACUCCAACAAAUGCUGAGGCACUUCCACCUAGACCUAGUGAUAAAACCAAAGUGAGUGAGAUAGCUGCUGAUUGUGGUAAUAAUAGGAAAAAGUCUAGUGCCUGGGAUCAUUUUGAAAAAAUAAAA